CUGCGCUCCCGCUCCGGAGCCCGCAGCCUUCCCCAGCCCAUGCCGGGGACUCGGACCCCGCACCCUGAGAGUCUUUGUUAAUGGAUGUGGUGGCCCGAGGCACCACGACCCGGAGGAGCAGGUUGAAAAGAUCCGAUGGCAGCACCACUUCGACCAGCUUCAUCCUCAGACAGAAAAUUGGAGUGACUUUUCCACUUAUGGAUUUGUCAAGGACGUGAGUUUACUCCUCCAACCUGACCCAACAGUGAAGAAUAAUGUGAUGUGUUACCCAAGAUGGUGUGAACAAAGCUUCAAGCCAAUGGAGAAGACUAGGCCUAAAUAGCUGACCCGGUGAAGUGAAAAAUAAAGCCACACCUGGAGAGCCACAUCCUCAGCAGUCUUUCUCAAUGCCAAUGCAUUUAUGGCUGGUUCAGCGGAUUCCUACACGAGCAGGCCGUCUGACUCCGAUGUCUCUCUGGAAGAGGAUCGGGAAGCAAUUCGGCAAGAGAGAGAGCAGCAGGCGGCCAUCCAGCUUGAGAGAGCAAAGUCCAAACCUGUAGCAUUCGCUGUGAAGACGAAUGUGAGCUACUGUGGUGCCUUGGAUGAAGAUGUGCCUGUCCCAAGCACGGCCAUCUCCUUUGACGCCAAGGACUUUCUACACAUUAAAGAGAAAUAUAACAAUGAUUGGUGGAUAGGAAGGCUGGUGAAAGAAGGCUGUGAGAUUGGCUUCAUCCCAAGUCCGCUUAGAUUGGAGAACAUACGGAUUCAGCAAGAACAAAAAAGAGGACGUUUUCACGGAGGGAAAUCCAGUGGAAAUUCUUCUUCAAGUCUUGGAGAAAUGGUAUCAGGGACAUUUCGAGCAACCCCCACAUCAACAGCAAAACAGAAGCAAAAAGUGACGGAGCACAUCCCUCCCUACGAUGUUGUGCCAUCCAUGCGUCCGGUGGUGUUAGUGGGGCCGUCACUGAAGGGUUAUGAGGUCACAGACAUGAUGCAGAAAGCCCUCUUUGAUUUCCUGAAGCACAGGUUUGAUGGGAGGAUAUCAAUAACAAGAGUGACAGCUGACAUUUCUCUUGCUAAGAGGUCUGUCCUAAAUAAUCCCAGCAAGAGAGCAAUAAUUGAACGCUCAAACACUCGGUCCAGCUUAGCGGAAGUACAAAGUGAAAUUGAAAGAAUCUUUGAGUUGGCAAGAUCUUUGCAACUGGUUGUUCUUGAUGCAGACACCAUCAAUCACCCAGCACAACUUAUAAAGACCUCCUUAGCACCAAUUAUUGUUCAUGUAAAAGUCUCAUCUCCAAAGGUUUUACAGCGGUUGAUUAAAUCUAGAGGAAAGUCCCAAAGUAAACACUUAAAUGUUCAACUGGUGGCAGCUGAUAAACUUGCACAAUGUCCCCCUGAAAUGUUUGAUGUUAUACUGGAUGAAAACCAGCUGGAGGAUGCGUGUGAACAUCUGGGAGAAUACCUUGAGGCCUACUGGCGUGCCACUCACACGACCAGUAGCACCCCCAUGACCCCACUGCUUGGAAGGAAUUUGGGCUCAACAGCACUCUCACCAUAUCCCACAGCAAUUUCUGGGUUACAGAGUCAGCGUAUGAGGUACAGCAACCACUCCACAGAGAACUCUCCAAUUGAAAGGCGAAGUCUAAUGACCUCUGAUGAAAAUUAUCACAAUGAAAGGGCUCGGAAGAGUAGGAACCGCUUGUCUUCCAGUUCCCAGCAUAGCCGAGAUCAUUACCCUCUCGUGGAAGAAGAUUACCCUGACUCAUACCAGGACACUUACAAACCUCAUAGGAACCGAGGAUCGCCUGGGGGAUAUAGCCAUGACUCUCGACAUAGGCUUUGAGUCUGCAGAAACAAACAAAAUAUUCAUCUGUUGACAAUUUUCCAUUGCACUGCUAGGAUACAACCAAUCAUCUUAACUCGGCAACUACAGCACAGUAUUUGCCUGUGCUUAUGGGCUGCUGUCAUUGAUGCUAAGAAGGGGCAAAAAGGAAAAAAAAAAAAAAAAAGUGUACAUUAUGCCCUUAAGUCUAGAUGGAUAUUAGAUGCCCAAUCAUAGAGAUAUUUUUAAGUGCAACAUUUACAUAACAGUACCUUUUGUUUUCUUCAUUAGGUUUAGACACAUCAAUUUGUAAUUUAAGGUACUUAUCAAGGCACAUAUAAAAUAAUUUCCCGUGCUGGAAAUUCCAAAUGACCAGUUCCAGUUGGAACCAAUUUAUAAACCAAUUCCUGUUGGAAUUUGGGUGAAUCGACUAGAAAGUCUACUUGAGCAUGUUGUAAUCAAUUUAAAAAUCUGAAAAAAAAAAAGAAACUAAUUAAUAAAAUCAAAAUACCAAUAGAAGCCAAAACCA
This is a messenger RNA of Eubalaena glacialis (North Atlantic right whale), 2330 nucleotides long. It is a transcript of the gene CACNB4, whose product is annotated as calcium voltage-gated channel auxiliary subunit beta 4. Gene Ontology annotation, biological process: calcium ion transmembrane transport; chemical synaptic transmission; neuromuscular junction development. The record is from RefSeq and is a predicted model, not a curated record. Gene Ontology annotation, molecular function: high voltage-gated calcium channel activity; protein binding. The transcript has 16 exons. Gene Ontology annotation, cellular component: voltage-gated calcium channel complex. Bases 401 to 1822 code for a protein of 473 amino acids. NCBI's taxonomy places the organism in Eukaryota, Metazoa, Chordata, Mammalia, Artiodactyla, Balaenidae.